GAAAUAACAAGUAAAAUUGACUCUCGUAUUUUUGCAUUUAUUUUUACCAUAACUAUAUAAUUCAAAUAGCCUAUUUUUUCCUCUUUUCUUUAUUCCUCUUCUUCAUCUUGUUUGUUCUGUUGACCAAACCAAAUCCCCUCAAACAAACACCUUAUGCUUUCUCACACCCCCAAGCCAAAACAUUUCAUUUCUACUGCAGAUUUUUCUGCUGAAGAACUCCUUGAAUUUGUCAAUCGUGCUAUUCAGCUUAAGGUGGAAGCCAAAUACAAUCAUCCACAUGCGCGAACAGACCGUCCCUUGACCGGAAAUACGCUUGCACUCUUGUUCUCAAAGAGAUCAACUCGUACCCGCGUAGCAACAGAGACAGCCAUGGCAUACCUAGGUGGGCAUGCCAUGUUUCUUGGAGGCCAGGAUAUCCAGCUGGGUGUCAAUGAAUCUCUUUUGGAUACAUCUCGGGUUAUUAGCUCUAUGGUCAAUGGAAUCAUGGCCCGUGUCAAUGGACACGAAGAAAUUGAGCUUUUAGCAAAAGAGUCUACUGUUCCGGUCAUCAAUGCUCUAUCUUCAAAGUACCAUCCUACACAAAUCCUUGCUGAUCUUAUGACCAUGCAUGAGCACUUCCACAACCAUCGCAACAGUAACAAUGGUAAUGCAAAGGGCCAGUACAGUGCACACACUCAACACCCCAGCGAAACUCUUCCUGGUCUACGUGUUGCAUGGGUUGGUGAUGCAAACAAUAUACUGCAGGAAAUGUUGGUUUCAUUUCCCAAGCUUGGCAUCAGUAUCGCUGCAGCAUGUCCUCCAAACUAUGUAUGUGACAAGGAUGUGGUCGAGAUAGCAAAAGCCGAUGCAAAAAAGACUGGAGCCACGGUCUUCUUUACAACAAGCCCUGAAGAAGCCAUCAAGGAUGCUGAUGUGCUUGUAACUGACACAUGGGUAAGUAUGGGCCAGGAAGACGAAAAGGCUAUUCGCUUAAAAGAGUUUGCUGGUUAUCAAGUGACAAUGGACCUUGCUAAGCGAGGAAAAGCCAAGCCUGAUUGGGUGUUUAUGCAUUGUCUCCCAAGAAAACAAGAAGAGGUUGAUGAUGAAGUUUUUUACUCUGAUCGUUCACUUGUUUUUCCUGAAGCUGAGAACCGAAAAUGGACUAUUCUAUCAGUAAUCGAGACUUUGAUGGUGAAAAAGUAG
Molecule: messenger RNA, 1182 nt
Organism: Phycomyces blakesleeanus NRRL 1555(-)
Lineage: Eukaryota; Fungi; Mucoromycota; Mucoromycetes; Mucorales; Phycomycetaceae
Exons: 5
Coding region: 154-1182 (342 amino acids)
Biological process (GO): L-citrulline biosynthetic process
Cellular component (GO): mitochondrion
Molecular function (GO): ornithine carbamoyltransferase activity; amino acid binding
Source: RefSeq, a predicted model, not a curated record